This is a messenger RNA of Bactrocera oleae (olive fruit fly), 1164 nucleotides long. The record is from RefSeq and is a predicted model, not a curated record. Lineage: Eukaryota; Metazoa; Arthropoda; Insecta; Diptera; Tephritidae.
GUAAUACCAACCUGUGUAUAUUUGAUGUCCCGCGAUGCUGUACAUAUGGAAAUCGAAGGAACAUCUCAAUGUCCCACCCAAGUAAUGCUGGCUGCUGCUUUAGGAUGUGAAGAGUUAGGUAUUGCGAACAAGCUAUUAGCGCAAAGUAUUUUUGGAUUAUGGAUGACGAGUGGGCUCUUAGAUAUACAGUUAAAAUCACAUCACCGACCUUAUGCGGUUAGAGUUGUAUGGCAAUCCCUACUAGACAAAUUCAGCAAUGGCAAUGCAAUUGAAAAAAAAUUUGAUGAUCCAAUGAUAAUGCUUAAACGAAAUAUUUUUUUCUCAAAACGUGACGAAGAGAAAAUUAAAGACCAGCGCAUUUUAGAGUUGUUAUACGAAGAAGCCAAGUAUAAUGUUUUAUCUGGUCGAUAUGUAAUGGAAUCGUCCCAUGCUUUUAUGCUAGGUGGUAUACAGGCAAGAAUCGAAUUGGGUCCAUACAAUUCUCAUACCCACACUAUUGGUUUUCUUAGAGAAAACCAAUUAAGAUUCCUACCACAACAUGUUGCAAGAAGUACAAAUUGGGCUUGGUUACCAGUCAGUCGAAAGAGUUCGGCUGAAGUUAAGCUUUUAGAACAACUCAAACGUGUUCCUUUAACUGCGACGACAAAGAAACUUAUGCGCAAGUAUUUGGAAUUUUGCUGGGCACUUCCUUUUUAUGGAGCUGUUUUUUUCGACGGGCAAAUGGAGCAACCGGUUCGUGGUCUAAUGAGUUUGGUUAGUCACAAAGACGUAAGAAUUCAAAUAGCAGUCAAUGAACGUGGAAUAUUUAUUAUAGAUCCUUUUGAGUGCACUUUACUAAUCGGACUAAGGUAUGAGGAUUUAUCAUGGGACUUUGCCAAGCCUCGUGUGAAUAAUGAUCCAGACUGUCAAACUUGUAUAUUUAUUCAAUUUGAUACAAUGGAGAAUGGAAUUCAGGUUUCUAAAUUAAUGCAAAUAUUUUCCAAACAAGCAAGUAUGAUAGACGCCCUCAUCUCAUAUUUUACUGAACAAAUUCGAAAACUUCAAGUGAGUGGAAACACGUGCGAUCAAUAUCAUGCAGUCCGUGCUGCCCCAUUCGGUGUGGUGGGCAUUGGCGUCGCAGCCCAUGAUGAGGGGCAGCUUAUUCCGCCUGCAGUGCUCUACUAG